AUGUCUGACUCAGAACAGGUCAAAGCUGAAACUGAAGAUUAUUACACAGGUUUACCAGAGGAAUAUGAAGAAGAGGAAGAACAAAAUCAUAAUACAUCAAAUUCAAAUAAACGACCACGAGAAUCUGAUCAUAACCAAGAAGAUAGAAAUGAUGUUCAAGAAGAUGAAGAGGAAGACGAAGACGAAGAUGAUGAGGAAGAAGAUGAAGUAUCAAGUAGAAGAAGGAAAAGAAAGAGAGGGGCAAAUCAAUAUUUUGAUAUUGAAGCAGAAGUUGAUGAUGAAGAUGAAGAUGAAGUAGAUGAAGAUGAGGAAGAAGCAGAAAUGUUUAGAGAACAAUUUAUCAGUGAUGAUCAUGGAGCAGAAGACGGAUCUGAAAAUAGAGAUGAUAGAUUACAUAGACAAUAUGAUCGUCGAAGACAAGAAGCCGAAGAUCAAGAUGCUGAACAAUUGGCAGAGACUUUAAAACAAAGAUAUAGAAAAACCCAUUCAGUUUAUCGAGGGGAAACUGCAGCCAAUGGUACAGUAUCACAAAAACUUUUAAUGCCAUCUAUUAAUGAUCCAUCAAUUUAUGCUAUAAGGUGUACACCAGGUAAAGAAAAAGUCUUAGUUCGAAAAUUAUAUCAAAAGAAAAGAACUUUAGAAAGACAAAAAUUGCCUUUAGAUAUUUUAACGGUAUUUCAAAGAGAUUCAUUUAAAGGUUAUAUAUAUAUUGAAGCUAAAAGACCCGACGCAAUUGAUAAAGCUUUACAAGGUAUGGUAAAUGUAUUUGUAAGAGAUAAAUUGCUUGUUUCAGUUAAAGAAUAUCCAGACUUAUUGAAACAAGUUAAAUCAUCAGAUGUCGAGGUUAUUCCAGGAAUCUAUGUCAGAAUUUUAAGAGGUAAAUACAAAGGAGACCUUGCAAUAGUUGAUAAUUUAUCUGAAAAUGGUUUAGAUGUAAGAUGUAAAUUAGUCCCAAGAUUAGAUUAUGGAAGAAAUGAUGAUGUUGAUUCAGAAGGGAAAAAAAUAAGAUCUAAAAUUAGACCUUUACCAAAUUUAUUUAAUGGACAAGAUGCAAAAAUGUAUGAUGGAUUAAACUUACAACAAAAAGGUCCAAAUAGUUAUACAUAUAAAGGUGAAGAAUAUAUGGAUGGAUUUUUAUUUAAGGAUUUCAAAUUACAAUACAUUCAAACCAAAGAUGUACAUCCAACACUAGAAGAACUUGAUAGAUUCCAAACGGGUGGUGAUGGGGAUAAUUUGGAUUUGGGAGCUAUUGCUGCAUCUUUGAAAAAUAAAAAUUUAACCGAUGGUAAACAAUCUACAGCUUUCCAACCAGGUGAUAAAGUUGAAGUAAGAAGAGGAGAACAAGCUAAGACUGUAGGUGUUGUGGUAGAAGCCGCAUUAAAUGAAAUUAGAAUAACAGUUACUAAUAGUGGUGAUCCAAAAUUUGUUAAUCAAAAAUUAACUGUACCUGCAAACGAUUUAAGAAAAUUGUUUAAUGAAGGUGAUCAUGUAAGAAUCGUUGAAGGAAAACAUUUUGAUGAAACAGGUUUAGUUAUUAAAAUUGAUGGUGAUUCUGUCAUUUUAGUAAGUGAUCAAACUAAAGAAGAUGUUAGAGUAUUUGCAAACUACUUAGUUAAAGCAACAGAUGCUUCUUCUAAUGUUGAUGAUAGGAAUUUCAAAUAUGAUAUUAAAGAUUUGGUUGAAUUGAGUGCAUCAACCGUUGGUGUCAUUGUAAAAGCAGAGAAAAACAUUUUUCAUAUUCUUACAGCUGAUGGAAGACUAAUAGAUGUAAAACCAACCCAAAUUGCUUCCAAAUUAAAAUUAAGUCGUAGAGAACAAAUUGCAACUGAUAGAAAUGGAUAUACCAUUAAAGUUGGUGAUACUGUGAAAGAAGCGUUAGGUGACAAAGCAAAAGAAGGAGCAAUUAUUCAUAUUUACAAAAAUUCAUUAUUUAUAAAGUCAAAUGAACUUGUUGAAAAUUUAGGUAUAUUUGUCACGAAUAGAAUGAAUGUUGAAACUGUUGCAACUAAAGAUUCAAUGGUUUCUAAAAAGUUUGGUCCAGAUUUAUCUACAAUGAAUCCUUCCUUAAAACUUCCUGAUCCAUUAGCUAUACAAGGUUUGAAAACUCGUGUUGGAGGAAGAGAUAAAUUAUUAUAUAAAGAUGUUGCUGUAACAAGUGGAAGUUAUAAAGGUCUUAAGGGAAAAGUUACUGAGGCUGAUGAUUUAUACGCAAGAAUUGAAUUACAUACAAAGAGUAAAAAAAUUAAAGUACUUAAAAAUAAUCUUAAUGUUUUAUUUAAAGAUAGAGCUGUUCCUUAUUUAAGAUUCAUUGGUGCAAAUGUUGAUCAAGCACCUUCAGAUUCAUUUAAUCAACCACCAAACACUUUUUCAAGUGGAGAUAGAUCAGUAUGGAAUGGAGGAGCUACACCAGCUGUUGGAGGAGGAGGUGCAUCAACUUGGAAUAGAGGUGGUACAUCUGCUUGGGGUGGUAAUAAAGGCGGAGCUUCAACUUGGGGAGGUGCUUCUGCAUGGAAUGGUGGAUCAGCUGGUGGUAAUGCAUCAGCUUGGGGUGGAAAUAGAGGAGGAGCAUCUGCUUGGGGUGGAAACAACAACAACAAUAAUAAUAAUCAUAAUGGAGGUGCUUCAUCCUGGGGUAAUGGUGCUGGUUCAAGUUGGGGUGGUAAAGGCAACAACUCUACUUGGGGUGGUAAUAAUAAUGGUGGAAAUUCAACUUGGGGUGGUGGAUCAACCUGGGGUAAAAAAGGCAAUAAUAGUAGCUGGGGAAAUCGAUAG
Molecule: messenger RNA, 2772 nt
Organism: Lodderomyces jiufengensis
Lineage: Eukaryota; Fungi; Ascomycota; Pichiomycetes; Serinales; Debaryomycetaceae
Gene: SPT5
Product: transcription elongation factor
Exons: 1
Coding region: 1-2772 (923 amino acids)
Biological process (GO): regulation of transcription by RNA polymerase II; transcription elongation-coupled chromatin remodeling; regulation of DNA-templated transcription elongation
Cellular component (GO): DSIF complex
Molecular function (GO): mRNA binding
Source: RefSeq, a predicted model, not a curated record